GCUCGGCUAGGACGAUAAAAUUGGAAAAUUCGCCGGGAUUGUCAACACAUGAACACACUUUUUAAAGGAAAUUUACGGUGUAAUUCGCUGUGACAUUCAUUUUCAAUAGUGUGCAAGGAUAGAAGCAACAUCGAUCUACAAUGCCACACCAAAAACACGCGAAACAUGCUCGUAAUAAUGGCAUACGAGCGGACACAAACAACAACGUGCAAAAUGGCCACGCCGUCAACGUAAACAACAACAAUGGAGGCAAUCCGCAGAAUGGUCAAAGAAUGCAACCAUGUUGCAUGCCUGGGAGCUGCCCUCUCAAGGAGGAGCUGAUUGACACCGAAGAUGUUGGAGAUGCAGUUCGAGUUGCGUGUAAUAAUGAGCUCUGUGUUGUCGGAAAUUGGAUGCACAAAAGUUGUUUCGACAGUUGGGAAGAGUCCGUGCUGGCGUAUCUGCGCUCGUGCGGUCGUGCACGCAGCUGGAGUGAAAAACAGCGUCUGCAAAACCUGUGGACCAAGAAAGGGUAUGAUUUGGCUUUCAAAGCAUGCGAUUGUUCCUGUGGCAAGGGGCAUCUACGAAAGGAUUUGGACUACAUUCGUCCAGUGCGAGUUGAUAACGCUUUGAAAAAGAAACCAAAGAAGAAAAUCGAGCCAUCAAAACCAGCUCUCAACAAUGCUGUGCACAACAAUCAUGCUGUUGUUGCUGCAACUAGAGAGAGAAGGCCCUCAGGAAAUAACAACACUAAUGCAAAUCUAAAUGCUGCUAAAGUCAACUCUCAAAAAGCUGACCAAAGUGAUACCAAUGGUAAUGCAGUUCCACAAACAGUUGCUGUUGGACAGAGAAAUGGCAUGCAAAUACAUAUAAGAAAAGCUUCACCCAGUAUUAUCAUUCUGAACAAGCACUCUGAACGCAAAAGUGAUGACCGUAUACGAGCCAACAGUAUAUCUAGCACAGGAAGUAGUCCUCCUAACUCUGCCUCAUCGAUGACUUCCAGCUCCAGCUCCCCAGUGCCUCAAUCCCCGCAAUCGUCCGGGUCAACUGUGAAGCAAAGAUUCGAGUUUGACACAGUCCCAAGCCCAGGGUCAAGUCCAACUUCAGGAAUGGUCAUGAACAACUUGUUCAGGAGACGCAUGGAUCUGUCAGCCUUCAACAUACUACCUAAACACAAGCAGAAUCCGUACCACAUCAAAAUGGAAGAUGAUGUCACGCCAGGGUCGGAUGAUGUCCACAUGUUUGUACUCAAUCACCUUGGCAACUACAAAGUUUCAUCUUUGAACUGUGUUCUUUGCAAAAAUGAGCUUUGUAUAUUUGAAAAGUACCCGCUGAUUGAUGGAACAUUGUUUCUUUCACCACAAGCCUAUGACAAUCAGGCUCUGCAAGUUAUUUCUGAAGGUCGCCUUCAGUACAUAAAUGCAGUGUGUGUCUUGUGCCUUGAAGGAGCGAACGACAUAAGUUGCGCUGCGUGCAAGUGCAAAUGGGAUGGAAGUUCCUUACUUCUGGGCUCAAUGUAUUCGUACGACAUCUUUGCAGCUAUGCCUUGCUGCCAGAAACGACUCACAUGCAAGCACUGUCAUCGCGCCGUGGUUGACGUGUUCAGCGGCCUGCAGUACUUCAGCGAGUACAGUCGAAUGAUACCAUGUCCUUAUUGCAAGGCCUACGACUACCAUUUCAUACGGCCACUGAACGAAACCUUCUCUGUUAAGAUGUCUAUAUGGCAUUGAACAGAUAAAACUUUCCUGCAAAACUCUGCAAAUAUAUAGGGCAUAUAUGCAGUAUCAGUUCUGGAGCAGCCUUUGUGACUUUAUUUGAUCUUGUUUAUUGCACAGUGAUUUGUUUCACAUAUAUGCAUAUGAUUCCUUUUUCUUAGCUGUGUAUUGUUCUAGUCUAGAAUUUGUAGGGAAAAUGUUGGUGCAUCAUCGAUUUUGAAAGACAUGUACAUUAUGUUUGUAUGAUAUUGCAUAAUUUCAAUUUAAUUUGUAAUCACUGUAAAGAUUGGACAUUUUUUAUUUGAAAUAUCUAUUACUUAUAAGGUCCCAUUUGUAAAUUAAAAAUACAUUUUAUGCUUGUACACUUGUACCACACAAGAGAAAAUGAUUCAAUUAGGAAUUGCUUGAUUAUAUGGUUAUACGUUUUAUAAUGUUAUUUGUUCACUUGAUAAUUAAUUUGUAAGUGACUUUUAAAAAUGUUCCUUGUGACUCAAGCUGUUUCUUUCCUGGUUUAAGGUUUAUUAUUUCUGUAUGAGGCUUUAAAUCUGGCCAUUUAAGUAUCUGGGGUUUUACAGAAACAUCUUUAUAGUCAUUUCCUAACUGAAGUAAAUUUCUACUUAAAGUUGGGUCCUUUACUGGUCAUGUGAUACAGUAACUUAGUCUUAAAUGCUUUAUGUUCUUGAUUGUUUCAUGUAAUAUACAUACUUCAAAGCUAAAAAUACGUUUACACAUCUUUAAAUUUGACUGAAAAAUUGAGGAAAUCACCUUUGGGAAUAACUGAGAUGUUUAAUGAAUACCAGUCGUGGAAUUUUAAGUGUUAGUAUGUUUACAGAACUACACUAGAUAAUCACAUUGGAUCAGGUGUACCAUGAAAUUUCUGGCUGUACUAUGAUACCACUAGGCCCUGUUUGGCAGCAAAUUUCUGGCUGUACUAUGAUACCACUAGGCCCUGUUUGGCAGCUUCCAAUGUGUAGGUGUGGAUAUUUUGUACAAGAGACUUAGUAAAGGCAAUACUGUGACAAUCUCAUCUCGAAUGGCAUAAAUUGGUAAUUUGUCUUAUACAUGUUUGAAUGUUUUUUUUCUUUUAACAUUCAUAGUACAGAAAUAAUGCAAGCAAAGAAAAAAAUGUCUAACGUUUUGACCAUCAUAGUUACUUAUGCUAAGACUGUUUUGUGUUUCCUCCUGGAAUUGAUUUUCUCUGAGCUAUAUAUUGAACUAUAAUUGUAUGUGAAAAUCAUGAUUAUUUGGAAGUUUCACUAUGUGUAUAAGAGAUACAGCCUGUAUAUCAUUAUUUAAAAGAAGUACUAUGAUUACCAAUGAUACAGUCUGUACCGCUAUACAGCAGAUAUGGCAUAUAAACAUAGUGAUAUUCUCAUAUAAUGAGGUUCCGACACUCUCAUAUAAUGAGCUGUAUCUAAUUUAUAUCAUGCAGAAAAUGAUGCAACCCUCUUUGUAUGCUUAUUCAAACAAGUAAGCUAACCAGACUCUCAAAGGCACUCAUUCACAUUGUAUAGGGUCACACACUGUACAAAUCAUGUGAAAUGUCAACGAACUGAUUGUUACAAUGAUAAAACAAUUUUCUGUGAACAAUUAUUUAAAAAAAAUAUGACAGACAUGCUUUAUUUCGCGGAAAAUCAUAAGUAACACUUUUGAAAAAUGAAUGUCCAGGAUUUACUAUUCUUUUCAAAUAUCACAUCUGCCAGUUGCUGUUUGGUGUUUGUGCAUAAAAGCAAAGACAUAUAAGUAUAUGUUCAUGAUAAAAGGAAGUAAAAUAACUCCAUCUGAACACAUGUAAGCAAAAAUGUUGGCAAUAUAUAUCUGUGAAGGAGUCCCUUUAACUCUGUUAUGUUAUGAGUGGUAUGUUUUAUUGACUACUUUUGCUAUAAAUGUUUUUUACUGAAAUAAAUGUGCUGAUAUUUUGAUCUUCCAAUCCACAUUUUGAAUUUUGAGCUUGUGUAUAGAAUUGUAUUGUAUACCUUUAUAAAUAUUGUCCUUUUUAAGCUUGGUAAUCAUUUCAAGUCGUAUGCUUGAUUGAUUGGUGUAAUCGAUUCUAAAUACAUGUAUAACAAUUGAUUGUAAGAAAAGUUGGUGUUUGUUUUUUCUGAAGUGAAGUACAUUUCGUGUAGUUGUUGUCAUUUUCUUUUCUGCAUCUUUUUAUUUUGCUUAUUUUUGUACAUUUAUACACAAUAGUGCUAUAUUUUGUGAAGGAUGGUUCUCAUCUCCUAGUUUGAGAAUGGUUCCUUACUCCUAGAUUGACUCUGACUGUUAUAGGAUAUAUGGAUGUGACCCGAGAUAUCGUAGUUCUCAUUUAUAUAUAAUUAUACUCAAAACUACCAGCAACAAACAUGCUUUAGAGUGCAUAUAAUAAGUAUGCGAUAUAUACUUGUAUGGAUAUUAUAUCAUAUUAUUGAUCAUUACUAUGAGCAUAAUUAUAUAUAUUUUUUAUGUAGGUUUGGUUUCUUUUUUCAGAAAGCAAGGAAUGCAAUUCUUAGAAAAGAUUGUUUAAAAUGACUGAUUUACACUUAAAUAUGCUUAUCAUUUAUAUUUUUGCAUUUUGGAAAGCAAGUAAAUUGCUUUUGUACCUUACCUGAUAGGCAAGCCUUUUUAAGAUGUGUUUUUUAUUUGUUUUAUUUCUGAUGUAAAUGGUUGCAUUGUUUUUAUUUGAACACUUUGGCUGUUGUAUUCUUUUGUUUAUGUAUUUUGACAAGAUAAAAUCUUACAAACUGA
Molecule: messenger RNA, 4421 nt
Organism: Mya arenaria
Lineage: Eukaryota; Metazoa; Mollusca; Bivalvia; Myida; Myidae
Product: headcase protein homolog
Exons: 1
Coding region: 141-1709 (522 amino acids)
Source: RefSeq, a predicted model, not a curated record